GGGCUGAGAGGAAAGGGUGAGGUAAGUUGUGAGGGAGCGAAAGCGGCAAAAGAAAUAUCAAACAGAAGAUAGAGGGAGAGUUUAAACAAAGACGCAUAGUCAAAAGCUGAGCCAAAAGCAAACCAAGGAAGGAGAGACAAAAACCUUUGAAGCCACGAUCCGUUUUGUGGGACACUCCACUCUGGUCAAGUAUUCCAGCAUCUUUUUUUUUUUACAGCUUCUCUUGAGUCUCAGAUGCAGCAACGCUAAGACAUUAAGAUCACAGAUUCAGUAUCACAACAUCAGCCCCCAUUCCCUCUCUCUUUCGCCUCCUCUCCCAUUUAGUCUUUGCAAUUGUAGGGCAGGACUGAGCAGGCUGACAGACAGAGCACACAGCUGGUGUCCUGGGUCUGUUAGAGACCCUGGGAUCCACGGAGAGGAGGAGUUCCAGUGCAGUGAGCACGUAGCAACAGGAGCCCUGCACACGGCCAGAACAAAAGCCAUUGGACUCCUUGUGUGUUGCUUAAAAGCUACAGACUGACACUGACAGAGCACUGUCACAAGGGGGAUUUGAGCUGUUUGUGAAUAUGAGUGAGUGAGUGAGGGAGAGAAAACACGCCUCAGGUGCAAGAGCUUUUGGACUGUAAUCAUCAAGGAUUUGAGGUUGACGAGAGCCUGGAGUAAUGUUUUAAAGAAUAUUGCACAGCUGUUGUUACCUGUUGGGUCUUUGGCUGGAAAUAGGAAGGAGAUAUCCUACACAAGCUUUACAAAAUAAAAGCUCAAUAUUUAAUAUCACUCAUAAAAGACUGGAUCCACACAUCUCAAGGAGGGAGUAACGUUCACCAACGUGGAGAAAGGUGGCAGCGAAAAAGAUGCCCACCACAAAAAUAAAAAACCUUUUGAAAAGCGACAUUGAGAGAAGGGUGAUGAUAGACUCGAGUUAAGCUCUGAGAGACAGAGGAAAACACAACACUGUUUUUUUCGAGUUUUUUCCAGGACAUCAGAACUGAUUUGACUCAAGCGUUGAGCAUUACAGUUGUUAUCCACUCAGGAAUAUGAGUCCGUCUCCAAAGUGAAAAGCCUUUCAUGUGGGAGCCCGUGAUUAUCUUCAAGUUUGAGAGGAAUCUGCCUUAUUUUUCUGCAAGCGCCGUCAGGAACCAAGAGUUCUCACUUUUCACGGAUUAUCCAUCCACUCAGCAGGGGAGCUUAAUAAAAGAAAUGCCAGAGGCAAGUUCAUUCAUAGGUAACACACUCUCCUGAACUAGAUUUCCUCCAAGCCACCAGGAUUUGGAUUUGUCUACAACCGCCUCUGCUGUCUGCUGAUGACAUAUGGCUUUCUGAAAGGAGCUUUACUAUCAUUAAAAAACACAUCAGCACCGAGCCACCACAAGAUACUGGAGUAAGUCCAAGAUGGCCACCUCCGUGCAUCCACUCUUGGUAAGCUUCUCCCUGGCCAUUCUCCUAGGGUUGACCUCUCUGGGUGGACUGAACUCUUGGCCAUCAGGUCAGGCUUUGGCCCAGUUCUUUUCCAACAAUGAGACAACUGACCCCUCUAUGAUACCAGAGGCCGCACUGGCAACACCCACACCAGAUGCCCCACCAGAGGACAAAACGGCUCCAACUAGCGGCAACCGUUGCUGGGGUUACUACGACGUCAUGGGCCAGUGGGACCCGCCCUUCAACUGUAAUGCAGGUAUUUACCUGUUCUGUUGUGGCUCCUGCUUCUAUCGCUUCUGCUGCCAGUUCAAAGUCCACAGUUUGGACCAGACUUCCUGUUCCAACUAUGACACACCCGUCUGGGCAAACACCAGGGGGCCAGCGGCAACCGUCACAGAGGUCCAAGAGGAACCGGAUAAGGAUCGGACCCACAUGAUCGUGUAUAUUAUCUGUGGAGUGGUGGCCAUCAUGGUGUUGGUCGGGAUUUUCACCAAGCUCGGGCUGGAGAAGAGUCAGGGAGGACAGACGGAUAUGACCAACUCCAGGACUCUUACGGAGCUUAUGAAGCAGCCAGGGGAGGCAGGAAUGGUGGAUGGAACCGGCGUUCAUCAUCCUAUAGGGACCAACGGCAUCUCCGCCAGGUCACUACGCUCCAACAAUGUGCCACAUGGGGCCAGUGCCAAUUAUAUCUGCACUGAGCUCGUCAACGACACCCCACCAGAGAGACAGAGAGAGAGAGACGGAGGGAAUGGAGUGAAACAAAUCAAAUAUGGUUUAAGAAUAUAUCAUAACCAUUUGAACAACGCAGCCUUGUCUCCCCUGGGUCCAGCCAUGGCCUUGUCUCACCCUCACAACAACCUGGGAAUAGGCUUCAACAAGUACACCUCGCUCAAGGCCGUGGACACGGCUGCAAGAGACUACUACAAGAGCUACCCAAUGGUAGAUUACACCCACCGCCAGUCCCCUCCCACUUUCCAGCCAAUCAACUUCCACCCCAAGGACAAGCCCUUCCUUCCGCCACCCGACAUCCAUGCGCCACUUGCGAUUACCAUCAACACCUCCCAGAUCCCCAAGCCUAAGAUCUCCAAGACCAACACCCACCCGCUCACCUCCAGCUCGGCCUUCAAAGCAUGGGACCCCAGUAAGAGCCACAUCCAGCACCCGGUGGCCACCCACAUGGUCCUCCAGGGGCAACAGCACCACCCCAUCCAGCAGCAACAGCAGCAGCACCACCACCACCCUAUCCAGCAGCAACAGCAGCAGCACCACCCUAUCCAGCAGCAACAGCAGCAGCUGCACCACCCCAUCCAGCAGCAGCAGCUGCACCACCCCAUCCAGCAGCAGCAGCACCAGUCGCUGCACCAGCAGAACAGCCGGCGCCAGGCCUACUCCAACAAGAGACAGUUCAGCAUCGAGACGCUGCCCGAGCUCUUCUCGCAGCCUCUGGGCUACGGCCACUCGCCGCACGUGCACCCCAAGCACAAGGGACUACCCACCAACAGCAAGACAGAGGUCACUGUCUGAACAUGGGGAUGAAUGGGUGAAUAGCCAGAAGAGGAAACCAAGUGGAGUUUUAGGCGACUUUCAAAGAAAUGCUCCGAUAUCUUUUAUAUCCACAGCCGUAAAUGGCGAGAGGGGAGAAAGCAAAAUAUCGUGUAUAAUCAGAAUCUUUUUUUUUAACAUCUUCCUCAUCAUUGUUGUCAACAAUAAUAAGAACAUGAGUGAUAUUUGUGUACUUUUUAAGACCACUGGAUCAAAACAGCAGCAGCAGAUUAGCUGUGAAGGUGGCGGAUCGGCAGGAGCUGGCUUUGAACGCAGUCACUCACACUAAAUAAUUGAGUGGCCUCUCAGUGUGUUGGCACAGCUCUCUCCUCCUUCUCCUCUCAACCUCCUCUCACCUCAAUGACACUCUGCACUGCUCUGUAGCACCACUCCAAUGCGCACAAAUGUUCAAAUCUCACACACAGACACUAUUUACCCCAAAGACUAGCCCAGACGCACUCUGCCCACUUUUUCGGAGACAGUCAGAGAGGCUGGUUGGGGGGGGGGGGUGUUUCCCAUAAGACUUUGGCUCCACAUCAGCAGAGACAAUGCCAUUGUGUUGUCAGCUCCCAUUGCCCUCCAGCACCUCCGGAGAGUGAGAUAUCAGCCUGGCAAUUCAUAACAGCGAGGCGGGCGGGGUGGGAGAAGAGAAGGGGUUGGUUAUUCAUCUCAUUCCAGGGGUAAAUGAGAUGAGAAGGAUCUUAACCGUGCACACACACAAAGGCACUACACACUUGUCAAAAACUACAGACGGUUCCCAGCAGUGUCAGAGACCACAGGCACCCCCCCACUGACACACACUUGUCUCUCUCUACACACUGAUCUGGGGGAAGUGAAUAAGCAAGAGCACUUGUUGGUUUUUGUAACGGUUUGUUGAGCUGCUCAUUUCAAUCACCGUCUCUUGUGUUGCUGUGGAUGUUUACCUCUAACGAAAACCCAGGAUGUGUCACGAUGCCUUGAAAAAAAGAGCAAAAGAGUCUAUGUAUCCAGAAAGGUUGUUACAAAGCCAUCGCUUUCUCUGCUCCGCACUAGAUUUCACAAAUGAGGCUGGGUUUAUUUCAGAGAAAUGUCAGCCAAUGCUGUAUAUUGGUACAAGCAUCGAGUUGUCCCAGCAAGUGAAAUUAGGAUGUCUGAAUAUAGAUCAUAUACAUCCUCAAAGAUCCACUUUUUCUGUGUUCAGCUGACAGAUCCAUACGUUUGCAGAGACAUGAUUUCAUAAUCAUAAACUCAUGAUUAAAAUCAUGAACUGUUUCUGGAUGUAGGAAGAAAAAAGGAAUGAUGCGUUACAGGAACACCUUUUCCCACUAUGUCUAUUCCUAAACACAGCUGUUUGAUGCAUGUGUUUACUGCUGCAAUGCUAACAUAAUCUGAAAGGCUGAAACCACUUGUUAGUGCACUGCCAUUCACUUCACUCCCUAUAAAUUAAGUAUUUUAAAAUUAAAAAAGUAUAUGACUACUAUCACCCAAACAAAGAGCCAUGUAAUUCCUGCUGUUAUUGCAUUCAAACACAGAAAACAGAUCUAGUUUUUUUGGCAGGGAAAUGGUCAAAUUUGAAGCGUUAUGUAUGUUAUUUACAAGUUGUGUCUUCUUUGCCGGCUUCGCUAGUGUUAGCCACAUUCAGGACUCAGCUGGUUUUGUUUAGAGUUGGAGGGUGUGUGAACCCCGAAGCUUCAUUGUGCGGACUUCUGGAGAGCUACAUGCAGUCACCGGGGCUAACAUUAAGCGAGCUGUUUAUGGACAGUAAAUACUGUAGGCUGGCUAUUUGUUAAACCAAAAUAACAUAAAUGGUGGGUGUGGAGUUGAUAUAUUUUAAUCUGGCAUAUUUCACAGGACAGCAAUGGCUGCUGCAACACCACCAGUUUACUGAGGUACGCUGUCUUUGGGGACGGCCCAGUUGCCUUUCUGCCUCCAUUCUUCCCUCUUCCAUUAGAUUUAGUGAAAGUGAAAUGACUCGUAAUCAACCUCAUAAUAAUCCCUGUGAUACAAGAAUACAGUAUAACCGCAUUGUAAGUCAGCCUCACACAUGAAUGACAAUGCAGGGUGAUUGGGUCAGCUAGAAAUUGCCUCAAAUGUAGAUCCCUAUGUAGUUAGCCACAAUUUCCGCUCCAGGUGGCUACUUUCUAGGUUUGCACACUGUUAAUCCUCCUGUUUUUCCUGGGAUUCACCUGAAUGUUACCCUUCUUUCCCACUGUUUCACCAUUUAAAUAUUUUCCCGUAAAUCUCCCAUAUUGUUUUACCUUUCUAAAAAACCUUUUUGAUGUGUUUGCUACAUUCUCCUCCAGUAAAGCAGAUGGCAGUAUGUAGAACAUUAGCUGUAAUAUGUGACAAUCAGUCAUUCAAUCAAAUGGCACCUGCCAAUAAAAGAAGAAGAAGAAGGAAGGAUCGAUGAACGUGAGAGGGAUGGGGGAGUACCUGCCAAAAAGGCUUUUGUGCAAAUAUCAGCUUACCCAUUCUUAAUGAAGAGCAGCAUUGGCCCAAGUAAAGUUUUUCAUAAACCACCUAAUUGUAGUUACUUAAAAUGUAGGACCUGCAGUAGUUAACCCAAUACUUAUACUUAUUUUAAAGCAUGUGAUUGCCUAGUGGUAAUUUAAGGAUUCACUGUGUAUACCCACUGUGUCUAAAUGUAAUGGUUAUGUGGGCAAUGGUGGGGGCGGUGGGGCGGCCCCAAACAUGUCGCUUAUUUUCAAAUCCCAAUGUUGACAGGUAUGGCUUUCAGUCAGACUCGGACACAUGCGUUUGAAAUGAUUCAAGCUAAAAUAAUGUUUAUUUUGAAAGAUGUAGGAGGCCAGCACAGCUUACCCAGAUAUGUUUUGUGCAAAUCCUUGUUUACCCGAAAACGGAGGUGGUUAGUGCAAAGUUACCACGAUCCAUAUUGACACAAUAACCUAAUUUAAUUUAAUUAAGGAAUACGCCAGAUUGAAAUAUACCAAAAUUUCUCUUUAAAGGCACCUUUGACUA
Messenger RNA from Sander lucioperca (pikeperch), 5916 nucleotides. Its product is annotated as protein shisa-9. Lineage: Eukaryota; Metazoa; Chordata; Actinopteri; Perciformes; Percidae. Gene Ontology annotation, cellular component: postsynaptic density; postsynaptic membrane; dendritic spine membrane. The transcript has 6 exons. The record is from RefSeq and is a predicted model, not a curated record. Gene Ontology annotation, biological process: regulation of AMPA receptor activity; regulation of short-term neuronal synaptic plasticity. Bases 1390 to 2940 code for a protein of 516 amino acids.